This is a messenger RNA of Linnemannia hyalina, 1752 nucleotides long. The record is from the annotation of a GenBank genome assembly. NCBI's taxonomy places the organism in Eukaryota, Fungi, Mortierellomycota, Mortierellomycetes, Mortierellales, Mortierellaceae.
AUGGACAUUGUCUCGCGCUUCCCCGUCGAGAUUGCACACCAGGUUCUCAGCAACCUCGACAUUCAGGAUGUCGCUGCUUGCCAACAGGUCUCUCGACAAUGGUACUGGAUCGCAAUCGACCCGUUGGUGUGGAAGAGCGUCUUUCUGGAACGCGAAAAGACCUUUGCGAUCCCAACAGGAUUAUACCCGUUUCCAACAAAGGGCAAAGGAGUAGUACAGCAAUCAUCAGCGGCACAGUCGACCUUGGCAACACCAGCUACCACCAGCGACAGCAGCAACUCUUCUUCAUCAUCGACUUUUUCCUCGUCGUCGUCCUUUUCGUCACUCUCUUCUGUUUCUUUCUCUGGAUUGAAGUCUCGGUUGACAGGAGCCAUUACUACUGCUACAUCUGCGACAGCAUCAGCAACGACAACGCCAGCAGCAGCAGCAGCACAGUCAGCAGCAACGGCUAACGGAACAACAAGUACCGCCAACACCUCACCUAAUACCGACGACAGUGUGAUCAUGUCAACGAUGCGAGAUCGGGACUGGAAAAAAGAAUGCCGGACACGCAUCAUGACGGAUCGCAACUGGGCCCGAGGACAUAUCCAGGCAGUUUUUACACUCAAGUUGCAUAAGGGCGCAAUUGCACGGCUGCGCAUCAAGUCUGGCAAGUUGCUUUCGGCCGACAUGUUUGGGCAGGUGGCUCUCUGGGACACGACGACGUAUAAGUGCGACGGCGUGAUUGAGGCUGCAGUGGGACCUAUCCAGCUCUUGGACUUUAGUAUAGCGGCCAUGGUCAUGACCGUGAUCUCCAAGUCUGGGGUUUGCCGGAUCUGGGAUAUCAAGUCAAAGAGGCUCAUCCACAGCUCAACUGCAACCUAUGUGACAUGCAUGACCAUGAACGACGAAUACCUGAUCAUGGGCAGCAAAGAUGGAGAGAUCCAGGUCAUCGACUUUAUGACUGGACAGAUCGUCGCAUCCACAGGCAUCUUUCCUGGCGAAACACUGCAGGACAUAUACAUUCAGAACAACACGCUGAUUAUUGCGACAGACCACCAUAUCCGAAUUCUAUCAAUUGACACGUUGGAGCUUCUCUUGACCAGCCCGCUGCCAAUCCCACCCACGACGCACGCCUACUGCUGCGUCUUUCAUAUUCGAUCGCUCAUUCUCUUGACGGACGAGCACCUUCUUCACAUUGAAUGGGAGCCGCUCUACAGUCACAAGGACGAUCGACUCCUUACAGAUACCCGGUUCGAACUGCCACCUAAUUUGACUAAGGCACCCUUGAUCCACAGAACCAAGAUCCCACCUAUAUUGACGAUUACUUCGAUUGCGAUUGGAGGCAAGCACCCUCACGUGCUGACCACCAAUGCUGAUCGCCCCUCGUUGAACGACGCUAUUCGAGUCUGUCCCGCGAUUCCUCGACAUCACUUCUAUGGCAACCCCGGUGACGAGUUUGUUGAAGCGAGCAGGAGCAGGAGCAGGAGCAGGAAGAGCCAACCGAUUCGACGCGAUGAUGUGCCACGAAUGCCUUUGGAGGAUGAUGACGAGGAGGAAGAAGAAGAGGAAAUGGAGGAUGAUGAGUUGGACUUGGGUCUGGACGGAUCAGAGGCAGAGGGUAUUGUGUUGACGAGUCAGGUUGAUGCUAUAAACGACUACCUCAAGGUGUGUGGACUCAAACCGUCAUUUAUGGAUGUUGACGAGGAUGUGAUUGUAGUUGGCACGAGCAAGGGCGAUAUUGUUGUUCUGCAUAUGAUGCCUCAAGAUUAG